This is a messenger RNA of Ahaetulla prasina, 3333 nucleotides long. RefSeq names its product platelet glycoprotein 4-like. The transcript is spliced from 13 exons. Bases 553 to 1971 code for a protein of 472 amino acids. NCBI's taxonomy places the organism in Eukaryota, Metazoa, Chordata, Lepidosauria, Squamata, Colubridae. Gene Ontology annotation, molecular function: scavenger receptor activity; low-density lipoprotein particle receptor activity; low-density lipoprotein particle binding. The record is from RefSeq and is a predicted model, not a curated record. Gene Ontology annotation, biological process: low-density lipoprotein particle clearance; receptor-mediated endocytosis; lipid storage. Gene Ontology annotation, cellular component: caveola; cell surface; cytoplasm.
AGCAACUGUUAGCUCCUGGUUGAGUUCAGACUAGUCCAAGGUGAAGUUUACGUGCAACCGUCUCCUGUCUCGCUUCUUUUUUUCUGACGUUGAAGAUUAAAGAGGAAGAUUUGGUUAUCCUGAGCUGUUUCAGUUCUUUUGAUUUUUUAAAAAUAUAUAUCUAUAUCUACCGAGGCCGAUGAUAGAGCGACGGACUCUUGAACCCCUGGGCAGCUAACCAAGCUGGACUUCUGCAGAGUUGUUACCACAACUUCUUGUCUACAGAAAAGAAAAUCCAGCUAUGGGCACCGUAUAGCUGGAUUUUGAAGAUUUUUUUUCCCCCCUUCUUCCUGAUGUGGUUUGAACCAACUCUACAAUCCCUGCAGAAUUACUCCUCGGCUGCUCCAGGCCUUUAAGCUCUUCUCUGCGCUUUUCCCAAAAUCUCAACAUCCGCCGUUGAGGAAACAUUUUGAGGAAACCUCAGGACAAGUGAAACCAUCCGAGGUCAAAGGAGGAGGAGGAAGAGGAGGAGGAGGGGACAGCCGCCACAAGCUGCAAUUGUUGGGAAGAAGCAUGGGGUGUAAACCAAAUUGUGGCUUGCUGACAGUCGCAACCGUUGGGGCAGUGCUCGCCAUCUUUGGAGGAAUCCUGAUCCCAGUUGGAAAUUACUUCGUUGACCAAAAAAUAAAAAAGGAAGUUGUCAUCGAAAAUGGUACAAUUGCUUACGAGAACUGGAUUAUUCCGGGAAGUCCCAUUUUCCGACAGUUUUGGGUUUUUGAUGUCCAGAACCCAGAGGAGGUGAUGGAGAACGGUUCGGCUCCGAUACUUAAGCAGAAAGGACCGUACACUUACAAGAUGCGCUAUAUUCCCAAAGAAAACAUCACUAAACAUGAAGAUGCCACUCUGUCUUACCUCCAGCCGAAUAUCGUCCUUUUUCAACCUCAUAUGUCGGUUGGGCCGGAAAACGACACUUUCACGACCGUCAAUCUUGCUAUCGUGGCUGCACCGGCGUUGUAUAAAAGCGAAUUUCUUCAAACCUUGAUGAAUAUCUGGAUGAAAUCGUCAAAAUCAAAUUUCCUCCAAACUAGGACUGUGAAAGAAAUACUUUGGGGCUAUGAAGAUCCUUUCUUGAAAAAAAUCCCCAUUGUAAAAAUGGAUACAGUUGUUGGAGUGUUCUACCCUUACAAUGAAACCUUUGAUGGCCCUUACCGGAUUUAUAGUGGCAAAAAUGAUAUAAACAAGAAAGGAACGAUCAUCACUUUUAAUAAUAGCAGGACCCUCCAAUAUCGGACAAGUUAUUGUAGCAUGGUGAACGGCACUGAUGCGACGUCGUUCCACCCUUUUGUCAAAAAGAGCGAACAGCUCUAUUUCUUUUCCUCGGAUGUGUGCAGGUCCACCUUUGCAAGAUUCAAUCGGGAUCUGACCGUGAAGGACAUCCCACUCUAUCGCUUCAGUAUCCCUGGUUCAAUUUUGGCUUCCCCUGCCACCAAUCCCGACAAUACGUGUUUCUGCUCCGAUCGGGAGGCAACCAAUAACUGCACCUUGAAAGGGUUCCUGGAUAUCACCAGCUGCAAAAAAGGGAAGCCAGUCCACAUCUCGUUGCCUCAUUUCCUGCACGCAAGUCCGAGCGUAUUUAAAUAUGUGAAGGGGAUGCAGCCCAACGCCGAAGAGCAUACCACCUUUCUGGACGUGGAACCGAUUACGGGAUUUACCUUGGCCUUUGCCAAAAGGCUGCAGGUGAAUUUAUUGGUGAAACCCAAUCUAAAAAUCACCGCGCUAAAAAACGUCAAACAUCUCUUUUACUUUCCUAUUUUGUGGCUGAAUGAGACGGCUAUUAUCAGUGAUGAGAAAGCAGAAUUUUUCCGAUCGAAAGUGACCAACAAGAUCAAGUUGCUGAUCCUCCUCCAAUUGGCGCUAAUGAUCGUCGGGUCUCUGACCUUUCUGGGAUUCCUAUUCGCUUUUUUCAUUUGCAAAGGGAAGAACCCAAAAUGACUCAAGUCAGGUUUAGAAUUUAAGCUCUCUCAAUUCAUUUGUUCGGAAAGACUCUCGGUUCCACCGGAUUCUGGGUUCCGUGGUGGGGCCCUAAAAAUUGUGCGUAGCGAGAAAAGAGGAAAAGAAUGGCAAACUUUCAAGCUAAUGGAUAAUAAUAUUCUAUGUGAUAUUAUAUUACAUAUUAUCUGUGUGAUGAUAUUCACACCCAACCAGAUUUUCAAAGUUUGCGAGUGACGCGGAACUCUGGAAAGAUUGCUGUCAUGCAGGGCAGUUUUGUUUUUAACGGUGUGUUUGUAAGUGCGACUCGCACUUAGCAACGGGACAUCCUGUAUUUUCCAUAUGGCCCCAACCCUUUUCAGAAUCCUGAAUUGGGACGUUUGCUCUCCCACGUGCUCUUCGCUGAAUUUAGGGGGUUUUAACGAGGGAGACUCCAGCCAGGUGUUUUACUAAGUGGGUAGAUACUCGUUUCGCUAUUUUAUUGUCAUUUUUGGAGGGGUUUUUUUUUUUUUUUGGAAACUGCAUUUGUUGUUAAAUUGUGAGCCCCUCCUCCCCCCGGAGUUGGUUUUGAAAUCAAGUGGCAUAUAAGUCAAAUAACAUUGCAAACACCAGUCCCUGUUCAUGAACAGAGAAAGGAAAGAGAUACCUAAAUAAUGGGUUAGACUAGAAGAUCUUCAAGGUCCCUUCCAGCUCUGUUUUCUAUUCUAUUCUAUUCUAUUCUAUUCUAUUCUAUUCUAUUCUAUUCUAUUCUAUUCUAUUCUGUUUCUUAUUCUGUUCUAUUCUAUUCUGUUCUAUUCUGUUGUAGUCUAUUCCUUAUUCUAUUCUAUUCUGUUCUGUUCUGUUCUGUUCUGUUCUGUUCCAUUCUAUUCUAUUCUACAUUCUACAUUCUAUAUUCUAUUCUCAAAGUAACAGUAACAAGAGUUGGAAGGGACCUUGGAGGCCAUCUAGUCCAAACCCCUGCUCACGCAGGAAACCUAUUCUAUUCUAUUAUUUUGAAUUCUAUUAUAUUCUUAUUUUCUAUAUUUAUCUAUUUUCUAUAUUCUAUUCUAAUACUAUUUUCUAUAUUAUUCUAUUCUAUUCUAUUAUUAUUUUUUAUAUUCUAUAUUUUUAUUCUAUUAUUAUUUUCUAUAUUCUCUUCUCUUCUCUUCUCUAUAUUCUAUUCCUAUUCUAUAUUAUUCUAUUUUCUAUAUUCUAUUCUAUUACUAUUUUCUAUAUUAUUCUAUACUAUUCUAUCUAUUCAGGUGUCUUUUUUCUAUUUUGUCUAUUCUACACAGUAUCUUUUUUCAAAAAUUAACCCUAUCAUCCAAAAAUAACAACACCUUUUGUUAUUUUUAUGAUAACCACGGAAUCAUAGUGUAUAAAAAU